Messenger RNA from Closterium sp. Naga37s-1, 1182 nucleotides. NCBI's taxonomy places the organism in Eukaryota, Viridiplantae, Streptophyta, Zygnematophyceae, Desmidiales, Closteriaceae. The record is from the annotation of a GenBank genome assembly.
AUGCCGGCCAUGGCGCUGAAGCUGUUCAAGCGCGGGCAGACCGUGCUGCUCAUGCUGCCCGACGGCGGCAUGCGCAUAUACGCGGACGCGGUGCGCGUGGCGCGCGUGAUGAAGGACUAUCCGGGCUUCAUGGUCGGAUCGCACAACUCCGCGCGCCUGCAUCUCCCGCCCGAGAAACUCCUGCGGCCCGGCAACUCUUACUUCCUCCACGCGCCCUCGGAGACCGAUCCAGGCACCGCCGUGCCCCCGCUGCGGCUCGAUACGACCGGCGGAUUGGCCGAGUAUACCCGCGAUUAUGGUGACUAUGACAAGAGCUCGCCGGAUCAACGGUCGCCCGCGAGCGACGCAUCGUGGACGGCGAAAGAGUUGCGCCGCGCCAGCAUCUCUCUCCAUUCAUCAACAGCCGCCCGCCCAUCUUUGCCGUCUCGCGCCAACUCCGCGCCGCGCUACAGCCUCGACGUGCGCAACGACGGCCGCGGCGGCAUCCGUCGCAGCUUCUCAGCCAAAGAUCUGGAGAACGUGCCCGUUCCAUCGCCGCCGGCGGCGCCUGCGCCGGCUCCGUUUGCGCCGGCUCCGAAGCGACCUCCGGCAUCACGCCUGGCGCAAGACGUCGCCCCCACGCCUGCGGUUCCCCCGCGCUUGCUGUGCGCGGGGGACGUGCGGGUCGCGCUGGGCGCCAGCAUGGGCAAGUCGAUGAGCUUCCCGGAUUUCGCGGGUCUAGAGAGCGGUGACGUGGCGCUACGUGCGCAGCCGGGCUCGCGGAUGGCCCGGGGGGACAGCGGAGGCGGAAGCGGAGACUGGGGAAGCGGGGAAAACAGUCCGGGGGCAAUCUGGGAGUGCGAGGAGGAGGAGGGGAGAAUGGAAAGGAGCAGCAGCGGUGGCGGCGGCGGCGGCGGAUUAUCCCGCAGGCGCUCGGGUAUUCCCAGUAGUAGAUACGCCGCCCCUGAGCCACAGUUGCCGCCGCUGCAGCCGCAGCAGCAGCAGAGGGCGUGGAAGGCAGGACAGUACGGGCAGCUCACUCCGCCCACUGGGUCUGGUCCGCUCCCCCCUAUCUCCACGCACGCGCUCAACAUGUCCCCCGCGUCCCCCUGCCAGCACUCGCCCAGUGUGUUCUCGCCUCUCGCUCGCUCUGCAUACCACCACUCUCACUUUCAACACGUGCAGCUGCAGCAGGGGCUGUAG